AUGGAGACGUAUACUACUUGGUAUCAUCAUGGAGAACGAUUAGACCAAGCUUCGUCUUCAUACGUGACACGAGUGGAAACUGUUGAAUCUAAUGUGGAUCCUAAUGAACAAGUUAUGAAUAUUCUAAAUGACGUUUAUCCAUAUGCCUCGAGUAACACCAAUCAGGAAGGGGGAGAUGACGGUUGUCCAACCAUGGAUAGUGAGGCAUUCAAAAACUAUGAAAAACUAUUGAAAAAUGCGAAGCAAGAAUUAUAUCCGGGUUGCGAGAACUUUUCGGUGCUCACAGCAAUUGUGGAGUUGAUGCAUGGCAAGAUCAAGUUUCGUUUGUCAAACAAGUGUUUUGAUUAUUUUUUGGGAGUUAUCAAGAGGAUGCUUCCAAAGGAGAAUUGUUUACCUGAAGAUCAUAAAAGUGCCCAAAAAGUGUUGAAGGGUCUCGGAUUGGGGUAUGAAAAAAUUCACGCAUGUGUAAAUAAUUGUAUAUUGUUUUAUAAAGAGAACAAACAAUUGGAUAAAUGCCCUGUCUGCAAUGAGCCGAGGUUUAAAAUGACAUCACAGAAUAGAAAGACCAAGAUUCCACAAAAAGUAAUGCGUUAUCUUCCAUUGAAGCCUAGGUUGCAGCGAUUGUACAUGUCGAUGCAUACCGCAACCGACAUGAGAUGGCAUAAAGAAGGACGAGUAAAUGAUGAUGUUAUGAGGCAUCCUGCAGAUGGAGAGGCAUGGAAAGCAUUCGAUCGAAUGUACCCUGAUUUUGCAGCUGACCCGCGCAACGUCAGAUUAGGACUUGCCACUGACGGAUUUAAUCCGUUCGGGGUUUUAAAUCAAACCCACAGCACUUGGCCGGUUGUCGUAUUUCCUUAUAAUCUGCCACCUUGGAAGUGCAUGAAAAAAGAAUACAUGAUGUUGACUCUAUUAAUUACUGAAGAUCCAGGAAAGUCCAUUGAUGUUUAUUUGCGGCCGUUGGUUGAUGAGCUAAAAGAUUUAUGGGAAAACGGUGUUUGUACGUACGAUAAGUAUACUGGGCAGAUGUUUACCAUGCGAGCGGCAGUGAUGUGGAUAGUAAACGAUUUUCCCGCAUAUGCAAUGGUUUCUGGGUGGAUGACUAAGGGUUAUUUGGCAUGUCCAAUAUGCAAGGAGAACGUAACAUCUUCUUGGCAUGCAAGAAAAGUUUGUUAUCUUGGUCAUCGUAGAUGGCUUCCUUGGGACAAUGAGUGGCGUCAGAACGAUAAAGCUUUCCAUGGCACAAAAGAGACUCGGCCAAGACCAAGAGAAUGGUCCGGAGAUGAGAUUUUGGAUCAAUUAAACUGUUUGGAAUUUGGUCAUUUCGGCAAAGGGGUCAGUAAGCCUAGACCAACUACACAUCUGAACUGGACGCACAAGAGUAUGUUAUUUGAGCUCCCGUACUGGUCAAAGUUAAAAAUGAGACACAACCUCGAUGUUAUGCAUAUUGAGAAAAAUGUGUUUGAUACUUUGGUCGGGACAAUUCUAGACAUUGAAGGAAAAACGAAGGACACGAUCGAAGCUCGCCUCAAUUUGGAAUGA
This is a messenger RNA of Pyrus x bretschneideri (Chinese white pear), 1539 nucleotides long. RefSeq lists its product as uncharacterized. The transcript has a single exon. The coding region runs from base 1 to 1539 and encodes 512 amino acids. The record is from RefSeq and is a predicted model, not a curated record. Lineage: Eukaryota; Viridiplantae; Streptophyta; Magnoliopsida; Rosales; Rosaceae.